UGGGAAGCGAACUUUUUUUUUCUAUUUUGCGAUCUGUCAAACUGUCAUAUGAUUGGUAACAACAUUUCUGUAUAGACAAAUCUCGAAAAACAACGAAAAUUACAUAAGUUUCUAAAAUCCACUGUUGGCGAUGUUCCGCUCGGUGAGCACAAAAGUAACCCCGGUGGUGCUUGGCGCAGUGGCCGUAAAUGCCAACGCCGGUGCGGAGAAACCGAAACCGAAGGAAGAGCCAAACAAAAUGGUCUGUAAACCUUCCGAACUACCACUCUACCGACCGCUGAACCAGAAGAUUGAUUGUGAAUGCCAUCAUCACAAAAAGGAAUCGACCGGACCUGCGUCCGCACUUGAAGAAGGGUUCAGAGCUAUCCGGGUCCAGGUGCAGGAAGUGUCCAAACUGGUCGAGGAUCAAAAGAAGCAAGUGGUUGAUCUGUACGAAGAAGGAAAGAAGCAAACAAAGUUUAUCAACGACUACUUGCAUCAGGAAGACAACACGAUGCCACGUGUUGGAGCAAUUGCGAUCGGUGGCUUGGCUGGUCUAAUCUUCGGUCUGCGAGGAGGCUUCUUCAAGCGUGUCAUCUACACCUCGAUCGGUUCCGGUGGUGUUGCGUCCAUCUGCUACCCACAGGAAGCGGAAAUGUACGCACAGCACGGGUUGGUUGAAGCGAAAAAGUAUGCCACGAUCGGGUACAACUUCGUGUACGGUGUAAAGCCUGGUGACAAGCAGCUGGAAUUGCCAACGAUCCCGUCGAAUCUGGGCGAACUGAAAGACAGCGUAUCGGGGUUGGCCAAAUCGGCUUACGACGCAGUAUUCCCAGAGAAGAAAUGAACCGGAAUGGUCGACUGUGCGUGUACGUUUUCCUUUCCUUGUGAUUCGUGAUUCUGAUUGGUGUAGAAAAUUGAUACCGUGUCGUACAUGUUAGUGGUGCAAAUAAACCACAUAAAAACUUG
This is a messenger RNA of Anopheles stephensi (Asian malaria mosquito), 948 nucleotides long. It is a transcript of the gene Mic26-27, whose product is annotated as MICOS complex subunit MIC27. Gene Ontology annotation, biological process: cristae formation. Lineage: Eukaryota; Metazoa; Arthropoda; Insecta; Diptera; Culicidae. The record is from RefSeq and is a predicted model, not a curated record. Gene Ontology annotation, cellular component: MICOS complex. The coding region runs from base 131 to 826 and encodes 231 amino acids. The transcript has 3 exons.